Scleropages formosus (Asian bonytongue) is the source of this 2685-nucleotide messenger RNA. It is a transcript of the gene kif9, whose product is annotated as kinesin family member 9. The transcript has 21 exons. Gene Ontology annotation, molecular function: microtubule motor activity; ATP binding; microtubule binding. Gene Ontology annotation, biological process: microtubule-based movement. The coding region runs from base 18 to 2426 and encodes 802 amino acids. Lineage: Eukaryota; Metazoa; Chordata; Actinopteri; Osteoglossiformes; Osteoglossidae. The record is from RefSeq and is a predicted model, not a curated record.
UCUUUGCAGGAGGUGUUAUGAGUGUCCAUGGCAGUGAUGUGAAGGUGUUUGUUCGCACCAGACCCACUGCCCACUUUGCAACAGACCUUAUUGAAUAUUUACCAGAUGGGCAGACAAUAAACAUCCACCUGAAGAAAGACACCAGGAAGGCAGCGGUGAAUAACCAGCUGUUCUCCUGGUCCUUCCGCUCGGACAGGGUUCUGCACGAUGUCUCCCAGGAGGAGGUUUACGAGAGCGUGGCCCAUACCGUAGUACUUGGGGCUCUUGACGGCUACAACGGAACCGUCAUGUGUUUUGGGCAGACGGGGUCAGGAAAGACCUACACCAUGACGGGAACCAACGAGAGCUACAGACACAGGGGAAUCAUCCCCAGGGCCUUGCAGGAGCUGUUUAGGGAGGUGGAGCAGCGCGUGAGCCAUAAAAUUACAGUACACCUCUCCUACCUGGAGAUCUACAAUGAGACACUGCAGGACCUGCUGUCCUCGGUGCGGAACAUCUCGUCUGGGGACAACGGCGGGCCCUGCGGCAUGUCCGUGGUAGAGGAGCCCGGGGGCGGCGUGUCUGUGCGAGGCCUGUCCCUACACCUGGUCCACAGUGAGGAGGAAGCUCUUAACCUGCUCUUUGAGGGGGAGAUGAACCGAAUCAUUGGUGCUCAUUGCCUGAAUAGGAACUCCUCUAGAUCCCACUGCAUUUUCUCCAUCCACAUCGAGUCUCGCUCACACAUGCUGUCAGAAGCCAGGUAUGUCACCUCCAAGCUCAACCUGGUGGAUCUGGCUGGAUCCGAGAGAUUAGGCAAAACUGGUUCAGAGGGACAGGUGCUCAAGGAGGCCAUGUACAUCAACAAGUCCUUAUCCUUCCUGGAGCAGGCCAUUCUGGCCCUAGGGGACCGACGCCGCGACCAUGUACCCUUCAGGCAGAGCAAGCUAACCCAUGCCCUCAAAGACUCUCUUGGUGGAAAUUGCAAUACUGUGCUUGUGGCAAAUAUUUAUGGCGAGGCAGCUCAAAUAGAAGAAACGCUGUCCACUUUGCGUUUUGCCAGUAGAAUGAAGUGUGUGCAGACAGAACCAGCCAUUAAUGAGCACAUGGAUCCUAUGCUCCAGGUGAAGAGGCUGCAGAAGGAGAUCCAAUUGCUAAAACAGGAACUGAUUGUCCACGAUACUCUUGCCAAUCGGACAGGUGUGUCCUAUGACAUGCUGACCGAAAAUCAAGUGGCGCACGUUCAGAAUCAGGUUCGAAGAUAUCUGGAUGGGACGACGGACAAGAUUGAUAUAGUGAACAUUAGACAGAUCCAGGAGGUGUUUGCCCAGUUUAAACUUGCAUUUCAGCAACAGGAGCAGAAGGUGAAGGAUCAAGUGAAAGAGAGCAAGACCUUCACCCAGACCACUGGUUCUACUGAAGCUUCUGCCAAGCAGCCCCCUGGAACCAAGGGCACAGUAGGCAAACUGGAGGGCAGUAGUUUCGGGGUAGGGGUGGCCCCUUUGUCGGAGAGGCACAGCAGACCCCAGUCUACCCGCAAAAAUAAAUUCCAUAAAGGAAAAGAGUCAAGUGCCGACAGGAAGGAGGGUGCUGUGAGCCUCAGCCAUGGGAAAGAGACAGACACUUCAUCCCCGGGCAGUGGAAAUGCCUUCCACCUGUCCCACAGGGAUCUAGAGUUGGAGACACACAGCCAGGAAUCUGAAGGACCACAGCUUGGAGAUCAAGAACACUUCAAAACAGAAUCUCCUCCACCCAAAGUGGAGGCCUUUGAGGUCUUCAAGGCACAGCGUGGGAGCGAGAUCAACUACAUUCUAAAGGAGAAUAAGGCCAUGCUACUGGAGCGGCGCCGGCAACUCCGGGAGUUGACCGACGUUGUGAACGCAGCCAAACGGGAAAUUGACCACAUUGCCGUCAUGCUGCAGCAACAGAGGGAGGAGAGCCAGCAUCAAGGGCAAUUUAUGAGUGUGGAGGGCGAGCCGGUGAUGGAGGAGGCAGAGCUGGACCUGGUGCUGAGGUUGCAGGAGCUAAAAACACAGUACAGGCAGCAGUACAAGGAGCUGUGCAGCACCAGGGCAGAAGUCAACUACUGCGAGCACUUAGUGGACCAAUGCAGGACACGUCUGCUCACGGAGUUUGAGAGCUGGUACAAUGAGUCCUUCCUGCUUCCCGAAGAGGUUCAAGUGAUCCUGCAAGCUGGAGGGUCCAUCCAGCCUGGACUGAUCCCUGUUGAAAAGGCCUUGGCUCUGGAGGAUGAUGAGCAGGAGCGCUUUGAGCAUCUUCGCCACGAGCUGCUUGCCGACAGCCCUGGAGCCAUGUCCUACUACAACGCUCACACCAGGACGCUACAGAGGAAGAGCUAUAACAGGGCCAUGUCCCAGACGCCACUGCAGAGGAGGAACACAGUAGCCAACACAAGGACCAAGCUACCUGCCAGCCUGCCUGUGAAUUAAAGGCGGCACCAGACACCAGUUUGGAGGAAGGGAACGGUCAGUCAUUGUGUUUGUACACCUUGGGGAGAGUCAGCCAUAGUAGAUGUGCAAAUCUGCAGCGUAAAAUGGAGCGUUGCUGUUGAUAUAUUUUAUAUAUAAUAAACGAUGGGCUUCCAACUUGAUUUGUGGAAAGUGAGUCAACUGGAAACCAAACUAUUUCCCAAUUAUAUUGUUCUUGUCUUGUGUACAGGAAGGCCUUUCGACAUGGAAAAACAUCACA